Felis catus (domestic cat) is the source of this 707-nucleotide messenger RNA. It is a transcript of the gene SLURP1, whose product is annotated as secreted LY6/PLAUR domain containing 1. Lineage: Eukaryota; Metazoa; Chordata; Mammalia; Carnivora; Felidae. The transcript has 4 exons. The record is from RefSeq and is a predicted model, not a curated record. Bases 204 to 707 code for a protein of 167 amino acids. Gene Ontology annotation, molecular function: acetylcholine receptor inhibitor activity.
GGUGGCUAGAGCGAAGAGGGGUCCCGGUCCCCACGGCCUGUGAAUGAUUGGCCCGCCCACCCGCUGUGCCGCCUCCCACCUCCGCCCUGUCCCGCACCACCCUGCUGACUCACGCGCUCCCGCCACCACCUGGCAGGAACCACAGAGAGGGCAGGGUAUAAGUGCCCAGAGAGGCGGCCGCUCCCCGCCGCCGAGCACGGCAGAUGGGGCGGAUGGCCCGGUGCGGGGCUCUGCUCCAGCUUCUGCUGCUGCUUGCAGCCUCCUGCCUGCACGCUGGUGAGGCCUUCAGAUGCUUUACAUGUGAGCAGCCCACGGCCAUUCCUUUAUGCAAGAACAUUACUCGCUGCAAGCCGGAGGCCACGGCCUGUAUGACUACGCUGGUGCUGAUGGAGGCCGAGUACCCCUUCAACCAGAUGCCCCUGGUGACCCGGUCCUGCUCCAACUCCUGCUUUGCCACCGACCCCGACAGCAUAGGGAGCACCCGCGCUGUCUACUGCUGUUUCCGCGAUCUGUGCAACUCCGUGCAGGCCACCAGCCAGCCAGCCGGGCAGCAGCAGCCUCGGCCGCAGCUGAACCUCAGACCCCUGCUUCCCCCUCCUGAGGCCUGCCCCCCACCCGCAGGCCACGGCCUGGCUCGGCAGCGCUGUGCGGAGGUGGAGGCAGGAGACACGUCCAGUACACUGCACAUCGGCAGCCUUGGGGCCUGA